Molecule: messenger RNA, 1843 nt
Organism: Bufo bufo (common toad)
Lineage: Eukaryota; Metazoa; Chordata; Amphibia; Anura; Bufonidae
Product: oocyte zinc finger protein XlCOF8.4-like
Exons: 7
Coding region: 150-1283 (377 amino acids)
Source: RefSeq, a predicted model, not a curated record
AUUGGAUGUUUGCGCAUGCGUGCAGAACUGUGCCGGGUGCUCAGCCUUUGUGACAUCUGUGAGAGUGGAGCCCUGGGUGCCUGGACCCUGAAACAGAGAGGACAGAGUCACCUGCAUUACAAAUACAGUCUGUUCUCUGAGGCUUCAGUAUGGAGAAGAACAGUAAUCGUAUGACUAAGAGGAUAUUAAAGCUCACCCUGGAGAUAAUCUACCUGCUGACUGGAGAGGACUAUGUGCCAUUGAAAAAAGACGGAGAACAUAUGACGGUAUUACCGCAGUCACUGAUAGAUGAAAGGAGCAAUGAGAUCCUAGAACUCACCAGCAAGAUCCUUCACCUGCUGACUGGAGAGGAUGUACAUUGUUCAGAAGAUGAGACAGAUUUCUAUAAGGAGAAGAAAUUGGAAAAAUGUCAUCCAUUGAACUCCAUAGAUGGUUCCAGAAAUCUUAUAUUGAAAUGUCACAGUUCUCUAAGAGGUUAUACAGAGGAUAACAAAGGUGUGCCAGAAGAAUCUCAGAUUUCUGAUAUGGCUGACGUGAAGGUUGUAGUUAUAUCAACGAUUGGUGAGAAGGACUUGAGCAUAAAGCGCUGUAAAGAGGAGGAGAUUCCUACGGCUAUCAGUCCAGAUUCUGAAACUAAAGAGAACAUGCAAGAUGAGGAGCACCCUACCACUCGGAAUGUCCAUUCAGCGUAUCAUCAUUCUGAUGAGUCAUUUUCUGCCAGUCCUCCAUACAUGAUCACACACUCUAUACCUCACAUUGGGGAUCAGGUAUAUGUAUGUUCCGAAUGCGGUGACAGCUUCAACUGCAAGUCACACCUAGUGUCACAUCAGAAGUUACACACGGGUAAAAAACAGUAUGUCUGUUCGGACUGCGGAAAAUGUUUUGCAUACAACUCGCACUUGGCCAGGCAUCAUAUCAUACACACAGGGGAGAAACCAUAUUCGUGUGAAAACUGUGGGAAAUCUUUUACUCAAAAGUCCUACCUUGUUCUUCAUGAGAGGUGCCAUACGGGGGAAAAGCCGUUUUCCUGCUCGGAAUGUGGGAAAUGCUUUGCUCGGAACGCUAGUCUGUGUAUGCAUCAGAGAAUUCACACCGGAGAGAAACCAUACUCGUGCAUGGACUGUGGCAAAAGUUUUUCCCAAAGAUCUUACCUUCUUCUCCAUCAGACGUGUCACAGAGGGGAAAAACCCUUCUCUUGUCCUGACUGUGGGAAGUGCUUCACUACAAACUCGUAUCUAGUUAAACAUCAAAGGACUCACAUUGGUGAGAAGACAAAGGCAUAGCCCAUGCCUUAUUGACUCCUAUUAAACUGCUCAUUUCUUCAUGUUCACCAGUGUGCCUCAUGUCAAGGUCACUUUGUUGUGUCGUCUCUUGUUCAGUAGAUCUGUGGGAUCUUCACACGUACAAUGGUAGCAUUCAUUAUUGAAUAGUGAUUGUCAUAAAACAUCAAAUGCCGCAGCCCCUCUUUGACAUCACAUAGAAUACCAUAUUGGUUACACCCUUGCUUAGGUAUCCCUGGUCAUAGAAAGUGUCCUAGGGCUGUUACAGCUGAAUGCUGUGUCAGCAAAAUGUCAACAUGUUUGGGAAAAUUUAUCAAAGGUUCCAUGCCAGUUUUCUGGUGUAAAAAAACCAAACAAACAAUUUUUGAGCAAGUGCCAUUUUGUGGCCGAAAUGGUGGCUUUCUGCCUUUUUAUACCAUCUUCCGAAAAUUGGGCAUGAAGUUCAUGCAGGCUUAUUGGAGUAAUGUGGCAUCCCAUGGCCUGGAAAGUUUACUGUAAUUGACACCAGAAACGGUGUAAAUUAUAGAUGAAAUCACACUAGCUGGCAUAUAUUUGACCUUUUU